This is a messenger RNA of Punica granatum (pomegranate), 1163 nucleotides long. NCBI's taxonomy places the organism in Eukaryota, Viridiplantae, Streptophyta, Magnoliopsida, Myrtales, Lythraceae. The record is from RefSeq and is a predicted model, not a curated record.
GUCAGGAUUAAGCCAAUCCCGAGAUUGGGCUAGUUUGAUCAAUAAUCAAAACACUCCACAUGAUUAUUAUAUCAAAGCAGGUGGAGGGGGAAUCCGGGAAGGCCUAUAAGAUUCGUUCUCCCAUCCUCCUUUUCUUCUGUGGACAGCUUUGAACAUUCAGAGUGCAUAAGAAAGAUAUUUCACGAACUCUGACACACAGAACGAGAGAAAAUGGGAAGAGGACCAAAUAGAGGGAAAGGUGGAAAGUUGAACCGAGGGGCAUGGACGGCUCUCGAAGAUAAGAUGCUAACAGAUUAUGUUACAGUCCAUGGUGAUAGGAGGUGGAGCACUGUCGCCAGAGAAGCCGGUCUGCACAGAUGUGCGAAGAGUUGCCGACUCCGAUGGCUGAAUUACCUAAGGCCAGACAUCAAGAGAGGGAAUAUCACAAAGGAAGAAGAGGACCUCAUCAUUAGGCUUCACAAACUCUUAGGCAAUCGGUGGUCUUUGAUUGCUGGAAGACUUCCGGGCCGAACCGACAAUGAAAUCAAGAAUUACUGGCACUCGCAUCUAGCCAAGAAGCAGAAGGUUAGGAAGUUCGAUAACAAGAUUGUAAACAACCAAAAGAAGAUGAACAUCGAGAAAUAUUCUGAGUUGGAGAAGCCAUCAGACCUGCUUCGAAAUGAUAUCACAAUGUCACGUUUUUUAAAUGGUAGUAUCUCCCUAGAUCACGCCAGAUUGGAAGAUGAAAGCUCUAAGUUGGAACACAGCAAAUCUGGCAUUGAUCGUUCACCGAUGAUGACGGUGGAGGGUUCGGGGCAGUUCAAAAUGGAUUUGCUGGUUGAAGAUUUUGACCUUUCUGGAAUAAAUAUUGACAUCAGUUUCACAAGGCUGUGUGAUUAUGAAGCUUCUCUUAUUGGUUCAACAUGCAGAGGGCGCCCAAAUGAGGCUGGCGAAGAUUUCUUCGGCCAUUCAUGGCAUUGGUUGCCCGAGGGGUUCUUGGACAAUUGGAGCUCCGAAUUUGCUUCUAGGGAAGAUUGGAAUAUCAUGUAAAAUGAAGAAAGAAAAGCUUUUUAUUUCCAUUUUCUAAAUGAUAGAAGGAAAGACAUAUUUUCGUGUAUUCAUUUUUCCAAUGAUUAAUAGAUUUCCGAUGAAUCAUUUCCACAUUAUUCUUAUUUUCCAUAAAC